UGUGUGUUUAAUUUGUGUGCACCCAAAAGGAGAUAAGCGCGUGCAAAUUGCAGACAGUGUCCACUUGGGUCAUUGCAGCGUGGAGUCGCGCGAGGUUAAGUCUGGGUGUCAGGGCUGUGUGACUAAGGCAGGGCUUUCUUACUUGCCGCGUCGGUGCUGGAAACUUGUGUCCGACGCUGAAGGGCCUUUGCAGAAACGCCGUGCGGUGGGCUGUGUGACCCCAGCCUGGGAGUGGAGUGGCUCCCUCUUGGGGCUGGAAGGCGGUUCUGAGUUGGGGUAAUGGGGGCGGCAGCGGGGGAAGCAUGCUCCUGCGUUUCGUGACACGUUCCUUUUGGAGGCGCCCGCGCCCCCCGCCCUUCUGUCGGUCUCGGGAUCGUGCACGGUGGGGAGGGGUUGGGCUGGCCCCUGGGGGGCGUCAGUCCGCCGGGAGAAAACUCCCUCGAGGUUCCGGCUGGGUCCCACCUGCUGGGGACGGCGUUGGGGCGCAGAUAGAACCGAUAAAUGGAAUGAAAGCAAAGAGCAACGUUGUCUUGUCUUUCUGCUGGAGGAGUUCAGAUGUGUUCUAAGCCUGCUGGAGUGACCACACUUCCAAGACCUGAUGGAGGCCAGAGCUCAGAGUGGCAGCGGGUCACAGCCCUUGCUACAGGCACCCCGUGACGGUGGCAGGCAGCGCGGGGAGCCUGACCCCAGAGAUGCUCUCACCCAGCAGGUACGCGUGUUGUCCCUGGAUCAGAUCAGAGCCCUCCGAAACACCAAUGAGUACACGGAGGGGCCUACCGUGGUCCCGAGACCGGGGCUCAAGCCUGCUCCUCGCCCUUCCGCUCAGCACAAACACGAGCGACUCCAUGGUCUGCCCGAGCACCGCCAGCCUCCCAGGCUCCAGCACACGCAGCUCCAGUCUUCUGCAAGAGCCCCUCUGACCAGGUCCAUCAGCACAGUCAGCUCAGGGUCACGGAGCAGUAUGAGGACAAGUACCAGCAGCAAUUCCUCUGAACAGAGACUGUUAGGAUCAUCUUUUUCCUUGGGGCCUAUUGCCGAUGGAAUAAUCCGGGUGCAGCCUAAAUCAGAGCUCAAGCCGGGUGAGCUUAAGCCGCUGAGCAAGGAAGAUUUGGGCUUGCAUGCCUACAGGUGUGAGGACUGCGGUAAGUGCAAGUGUAAGGAGUGCACCUACCCGAGGCCCCUGCCGUCAGACUGGAUCUGCGACAAGCAGUGCCUUUGCUCGGCCCAGAACGUGAUUGACUAUGGGACUUGUGUGUGCUGUGUGAAAGGUCUCUUCUAUCACUGUUCUAAUGAUGACGAGGACAACUGUGCUGACAACCCAUGUUCUUGCAGCCAGUCUCACUGUUGUACACGAUGGUCAGCCAUGGGCGUCAUGUCUCUCUUUUUGCCUUGCUUAUGGUGUUACCUUCCAGCCAAGGGUUGCCUUAAAUUGUGCCAGGGGUGUUAUGACCGUGUUAACAGGCCUGGAUGCCGUUGUAAAAACUCAAACACAGUUUGCUGCAAAGUUCCCACUGUCCCACCCAGGAACUUUGAAAAACCUACAUAGCAUCAUUAAUCAGGAAUACUACAGUAAUAAGGAUUGUUCCUUUUUUCUUUUUUAAUACACAUAUGCAACCAACUAAACAGUUAUAAUCUUGGCACUGUUAAUAGAGGGUUGGGAUAUUCUUUGCCGUUUGCAGUGAAAUGCUUUUUUGUCCAUGUGCCAUUUUAACUGAUACGCUUGUUAGAACUCGGCUAAUAGAGCUCAAAAUAUGGGAUACAGAACUUGGUGUGACCCACAUAUUGCAUAAGCUAAAGCAACACAGACACUCCUAGGCAAAGUUUUUGUGAAUAGUACUUGCAAAAUUUGUAAAUUAGCAAAUGACUUUUUUUCCAUCGUUUUCUUCAGAGAUAAUGUGCUAUAUUUUUGUAUAUACAAUAAUAUUUGCAACUGUGAAAAACAAGUUGUGCCAUACUACGUGGCACAGUCACAAAAUAUUAUACUAAUAUGUUGUACAUUCGGAAGAAUGUGAAUCAAUCAGUAUGUUUUUAGAUUGUAUUUUGCCUUACAGAAAGCCUUUAUUGUAAGACUCUGAUUUCCCUUUGGACUUCAUGUAUAUUGUACAGUUACAGUAAAAUUCAACCUUUAUUUUCUAAUUUUUUCAACAUAUUGUUUAGUGUAAAGAAUAUUUAUUUGAAGUUUUAUUAUUUUAUAAAAAAGAAUAUUUAUUUUAAAAGGCAUCUUACAAAUUUUGCCCCUUUUAUGAGGAUGUGAUAGUUGCUGCAAAUGAGGGGUUACAGAUGCAUAUGUUCAAUAUAAAAUAGAAAAUAUAUUAACGUUUGAAAUUAAGCUGAGCCGUUUUGUCUUAUUUUACCUUUUCUCUCUGAAGUGAAAAAGAAAACAAUUCUAUGUUAAGGCUAGCCUUUUAAUGAAGUAGUUUCACUUAUCUGUAUGAUUAUUUUUAUCUUAAA
Molecule: messenger RNA, 2451 nt
Organism: Trichechus manatus latirostris (Florida manatee)
Lineage: Eukaryota; Metazoa; Chordata; Mammalia; Sirenia; Trichechidae
Gene: SPRY2
Product: sprouty RTK signaling antagonist 2
Exons: 2
Coding region: 599-1546 (315 amino acids)
Biological process (GO): negative regulation of Ras protein signal transduction; negative regulation of fibroblast growth factor receptor signaling pathway; animal organ development
Cellular component (GO): membrane; cytosol
Source: RefSeq, a predicted model, not a curated record